This is a messenger RNA of Ostreobium quekettii, 456 nucleotides long. The record is from the annotation of a GenBank genome assembly. Lineage: Eukaryota; Viridiplantae; Chlorophyta; Ulvophyceae; Bryopsidales; Ostreobiaceae.
AUGGCCAAGCUCGUGGCUGUCUUCGGGCGCAUCCUGCUGGCGCUGAUCUUCAUCGCCUCGGGCCUGGACAAGUUCCGGAAUUUCGACAAGGACAGCGGGGGGCCCAUGGCGGGCGUGAUGGCCCCCAAGCUGGAGCACUUCAUGGACAUCGUUUCCAAGAGGACGAACAUAGAGAUCCCCCUGCACAAGGAGCACUACCCAUACCUCAUCCUGUCCGCGGCCUUCCUGGAGUUGGUGGGAGGCGCGCUGUUCAUCCUGGACUCGCCUGUGGGGUCGGUUUUUCUGAUGGCCUUCUUGAUUGGUGCCACCCCAGUCAUGCACAACUUCUGGGACAUCCACGACAGCUCUCAGAUAGGAGAGAUGAUACAUUUCAUGAAGAAUCUAUCCAUUUUGGGAGGCCUGUUGGCGUACACAGCGACGAGACGGGGAGUGGCUGGAAAGUACAAAGAAGAUUGA